GUUAUCAAACCAUCAUCAAAAUUCUCUAUCCAUCAUCCUUUCAUAAUCGAAUAAACCAAGCACAGAAUAGGGAUAAUUUCACCGAAACCUUUGAACAAGUGAUAACUGAUGAAGAAAGAGAUUCUUGCAAAGAUUCGACAGAAGGGGAACAGAGCGAUGUUGAUUAUAUCCAAAAUAACGGGUAUCAAGGUGAAGAAAUGAAUACAAAUGUUAAUGAAGUCUGGUAUGUAAAUAUUAAUAUUAUCGAUUAUAAGAUACCUUGA
This is a messenger RNA of Funneliformis caledonium, 263 nucleotides long. Lineage: Eukaryota; Fungi; Glomeromycota; Glomeromycetes; Glomerales; Glomeraceae. The record is from the annotation of a GenBank genome assembly.